ACUGCCGGCCCUACCAGAGGGAGAACGAUCCCUCUAGGGGUGAAGUCACAUCAGCAGUCUCGUAGAGGAGGUGUCAAAACUCUAGGGGCGCAACAGCAAGUAUAAAAGAACAAUGGAGACGGCUAUGUGCGUUUGUUCUCCUUGUUGUACAUGGCAGAGGUGUUGUCCUCGGCUCUUCUCCUGUCUGUGCUGCAAGUUCAUAUUCACCUCAGAGCGGAACUGCACCUGCUUCCCCUGCCCUUACAAGGAUGAGAGGAACUGCCAGUGCUGCCACUGCACCUGUGCUGAGAACCCCAACUGCCACUGGUGCUGCUGCUCCUGGGCCAAUGAUCCCAACUGCAAGUGCUGCUGCACGACCAACACCAACAUGCAGUGCUACUACUACGAGAGCCGCUGCUGCCGGAAUGCCACCAUCACCUUCAGAAGGGGCCGCCUUCGGAGCAUCCGCAUCUCAUCUAAGACAGCCCUCCGCGUGGGAAGCAGCGACACUCAGGUGAAUGAGGCGAAGUCGCCGCCCGCCAACAGCCACCUGGUGGACCACCUCACCUGCCCCAUGUGCAACCGGCUGCGCCUACACUCCUUCAUGCUGCCCUGCAACCACAGCCUGUGCGAGAAGUGCCUGCGACAGCUGCAAAAGCAUGCCGAGGUCACCGAGAACUUCUUCAUCCUCAUCUGCCCGGUGUGCAGCCGCUCGCACUGCAUGCCCUACAGCCACCAGAUGCAGCUGCCGGAGAACUACCUGCGCGGGCGCCUCACCAAGCGCUACAUGCAGCAGCGUGGCUACCUCAAGUGGCGCUUCGACCGCUCCGCUGGGCCCAUCCUCUGCCAGGUCUGCCGCAGCCGGCGGAUCGCCUACAAGCGCUGCAUCACCUGCCGCCUCAACCUGUGUAACGACUGUCUCAAGGCCUUCCACUCGGACGUGGCGAUGCAGGACCACGUCUUCGUGUCCACCAGCACCGAGGACCAAGACGAGAAGAUCUGCAUCCACCACCCGUCCAGCCGUAUCAACGAGUACUGUCGCAAUGACAACAAGCUGCUCUGCACCUUCUGCAAGACCGCUUUCCACAACGGCCACGACACCGUCAGCCUCAUAGACGCCUGCUCCGAGAGGUCCGCCGCCCUCUUCGGCGCCAUCGCCAAGUUUAAAGCAGUCCGAUAUGAAAUUGAUAAUGACCUAAUGGAAUUCAACAUUUUAAAAAGCAGCUUUAAAGCUGACAAGGAGGCGAAGCGAAAAGAGAUCAGAAAUGGAUUUCUCAAACUGCGUUCCAUCCUUCAGGAAAAAGAGAAAAUCAUCAUGGAACAGGUAGAGAACCUAGAAGUGUCCAGGCAGAAGGAGAUUGAAAAGUAUGUGAAUGUCACUUCAAUGAAAGUAAACGAAAUGGAUGGCCUGAUCGCCUACUCUAAGGAAGCCCUCAAGGAGACAGGCCAGGUGGCGUUCCUGCAGUCUGCCAAGAUCCUAGUGGACCAGAUCGAGGAGGGCAUCCAGAGCACCUUCAGGCCAGACCCUCAUCUGCGGCUACACUCCCUGAACUGCAUACCCUUGGACUUCAGUGAACUCUCCAGUGCCAUCCACAAGCUCUUUCCCAUGGAACCCAAGAAGACUUGCUCCUCAAGAGGCUCUCUGCCCACCCAGUAUCCCACGCAUUCAGAAAUGAUGAUUGCCAGGAAGGUCACAUUCAGUACCCACAGCUUUGGCAACCAGCAGAUACGCCAGCGAAGCUCCUCCUUGCUUUCUUUCAGUGCCACCAGUGAGAAGGAUAGGAUGGGUCUGGAGGCCUAUGGGAGAGCCCAGUCUGCAGCACCUGUCAAAGCCACAGAUGGCCUCUACACCUACUGGAGUGCCACAGGGGAAAACCAGCCUCCACAGAAUAGCAACAGUUUCUACAACUGGUACUCAUCCAAUGAUACCUCUGUGAAGACCCCAGGCCCAAUUGUCAUUUACCAGACUCUGGUGUAUCCAAGAGCUGCCAAGGUUUACUGGACAUGCCCAACAGAAGAUGUGGAUUCUUUUGAGAUGGAAUUCUAUGAAGUCAUUACUACCCCUCCUAACAAUGUGCAGACAGAGCUCUCUGGACAAAUUCGGGACAUAAUGCGGCAGAGUCUCGAGCUACAUAACCUGACCCCAAACACUGAGUAUCUGUUCAAAGUUAGAGCCAUCAAUGAAAAUGGUCCUGGGCAGUGGAGUGACAUCUGCAAGGUGGUAACACCAGACGGGCGUGGGAAGAACAGAGCUAAGUGGGGUUUGCUGAAGAAUAUCCAGUCUGCCCUCCAGAAGCACUUCUGAGCCCUUGCAGCACCCCCUCAGAAAUGCACCACUCGGAGACUUAAAUAUACACACAUAGAUGCAUGUAAAUGUAUUUUUCUCACUACACUCUUCGAGGAGUUUGUAGAUGAAUGUUUCCACCACCUCUGAGUUUUCCAACAGAAGCCUCCUAAGAGCCAAUAAAAGGAAAUGUCUGACAUCAUAA
This is a messenger RNA of Nannospalax galili (Upper Galilee mountains blind mole rat), 2468 nucleotides long. RefSeq names its product tripartite motif containing 42 (gene Trim42). The coding region runs from base 113 to 2284 and encodes 723 amino acids. The record is from RefSeq and is a predicted model, not a curated record. Gene Ontology annotation, molecular function: zinc ion binding; protein binding. NCBI's taxonomy places the organism in Eukaryota, Metazoa, Chordata, Mammalia, Rodentia, Spalacidae. The transcript is spliced from 5 exons.